This is a messenger RNA of Saccharomyces paradoxus, 1302 nucleotides long. RefSeq names its product oxysterol-binding protein related protein HES1 (gene HES1). The record is from RefSeq and is a predicted model, not a curated record. The transcript has a single exon. Gene Ontology annotation, cellular component: membrane; intracellular membrane-bounded organelle; cytosol. Gene Ontology annotation, biological process: endocytosis; piecemeal microautophagy of the nucleus; exocytosis. Bases 1 to 1302 code for a protein of 433 amino acids. Gene Ontology annotation, molecular function: oxysterol binding. NCBI's taxonomy places the organism in Eukaryota, Fungi, Ascomycota, Saccharomycetes, Saccharomycetales, Saccharomycetaceae.
AUGUCUCAACACGCAAGCUCAUCUUCUUGGACUUCCUUUUUGAAAUCGAUUAGUUCGUUCAAUGGCGAUCUGUCGUCUUUGUCUGCACCACCAUUUAUUCUUUCCCCCACUUCUUUGACAGAGUUUUCUCAGUAUUGGGCUGAACAUCCAGCUUUAUUUCUGGAACCCUCAUUUAUUGAUGGUGAAAAUUACAAAGAUCACUGUCUCUUUGACCCAAAUGUGGAAUCACAAGAAGUGGCGCGAAUGCUGGCAGUAGUUAGAUGGUUCAUUUCAACUUUGAGAUCACAAUAUUGCUCUAGAAGCGAAUCGAUGGGUUCUGAAAAAAAGCCUUUAAAUCCAUUUUUGGGUGAAGUAUUUGUUGGUAAGUGGCAAAAUGAUGAACACCUAGAGUUUGGUGAAACGGUGCUUUUGAGUGAGCAAGUUUCACAUCAUCCACCUAUGACAGCAUUUUCAAUUUUUAAUGAAAAAAACGAUGUUUCUCUUCAAGGUUACAAUCAAAUUAAAACUGGUUUCACUAAAACAUUGACGCUAACCGUCAAGCCAUAUGGACACGUCAUUUUGAAGAUCAAAGAUGAGACUUACCUGAUUACAACCCCGCCUUUGCAUAUCGAAGGUAUUCUAGUCGCUUCUCCAUUUGUUGAAUUAGGGGGCAGGUCAUUCAUACAGUCAUCAAAUGGUAUGUCAUGUGUUAUAGAAUUUUCAGGAAGAGGGUAUUUCACAGGCAAGAAGAACUCCUUCAAGGCAAGAAUCUACAGGAACCCACAAGAGCAUAGUCAUAAGGAGAAUGCCUUAUAUCUGAUCUCAGGUCAAUGGUCAGGUGUCUCAACAAUUAUAAAAAAAGACUCGCAAGUUUCACAUCAGUUUUAUAAUUCAUCGGAAACUGCUGCUGAACAUUUAUUAGUCAAACCGAUCGAGGAACAGCAUCCUUUAGAAAGUAGGAAGGCUUGGAAGGAUGUGGCAGAAGCAAUCAGACAGGGCAAUAUUAGUAUGAUAAAGAAGACUAAGGAAGAACUAGAAAAUAAGCAAAGAGCAUUGAGAGAACAAGAGCUCGUGAAAGGUGUUGAAUGGCAAAGAAGAUGGUUCAAACAAGUGGACUACAUGAAUGAGGAUAAAUCAAACGAUGUAGAGAAAGCAAGUGAAGAUGAUUUUAGAAAACUGGCAUCCAUGCUGCAGCUUUCUGUGAAAAAUGUGCCAAGUGGGACGUUGAUUGGCGGGAAAGAUGAUAAAAAGGAUGUUCAAACCGCAUUGCAUUGGAGGUUUGAUAAAGAUUUAUGGAUGAGGGAGAAGGAGAUUACUAUAUAA